GCUCGGGUUUUUUUCCGUGAGAGGCGCGUUCCGCCCGCGCCUCGCACCAUGUGCCCGCCCAAAGCAGGCGGGAAAGGAGAGGCUCUGCCGGCCAUCCUGGAUCUUCAGCUGUCCGAUUACCUCUCGCUGCUGCUGUGUGGCUACAUCGGGGCCCGCUGCGUGCUGUUGAAAUACCCCGCCCUGCCCCACGCCGGAGGCACCUGGCUGUUGGCUUCAGCAGCUUCCCUGGUCACCGCCUUUGGCGGCGGCACCGGAUAUGCGCUCUUGGCGCGCUGGAGGCGGCCAGGCCGCCCGUUUCGCUUCGCCUGGCAGGACCCCUCAGCCGUGGCUUGUGUGCUGGUGGGCCUCACGCUGGGCUUUCAGCUGGCGCCCGGCUGCUGGGCGGAGGAAGCCUUGGGCAUGGGCUGUGGCACCGCCUUCGGGUACUUGGACGCGGCCAACAACGCGGUGCUCAUCGCCUGGGGGUCCAGCAAGCCGGAAGCCCAAGCGGACUGGACUGGCAAUCCCUGGGCUGGAUACCCUGAAUUUGUGAUGUGGAUUGGCCUGGAAGUUUGA
Molecule: messenger RNA, 555 nt
Organism: Effrenium voratum
Lineage: Eukaryota; Dinophyceae; Suessiales; Symbiodiniaceae
Source: the annotation of a GenBank genome assembly